Molecule: messenger RNA, 4157 nt
Organism: Myodes glareolus (Bank vole)
Lineage: Eukaryota; Metazoa; Chordata; Mammalia; Rodentia; Cricetidae
Source: RefSeq, a predicted model, not a curated record
GCACAGGUGUCCCAGGAGGUCAGAGGUCUCAGCUGCUCUCCCCCUGGAGCUGAAGUUCAGAUGAUUGUGAGCUGCCCCAGAACUAAACUCUUCUGCGAUAGCACUUCCUGGCAGUUACUGAGGGGCUUCUUUGAGGAACCAUGAAGUCACACUAUGCUGUGCUAACCCUAGCCUCCCUGGUGUUCCUGAUGGGUCUCCCUGUGUCACGGAGCUGUAACAAAGCUCUCUGUGCCAGCGAUGUGAGCAAGUGCCUCAUCCAGGAGCUCUGCCAGUGCCGGCCGGGAGAAGGCAGCUGCCCGUGCUGUAAGGAGUGCAUGCUGUGCCUCGGGGCGCUGUGGGACGAGUGCUGCGACUGUGUGGGCAUGUGUAACCCUCGGAAUUACAGCGACACACCUCCCACCUCAAAGAGCACAGUGGAGGAGCUGCAUGAGCCCAUCCCCUCCCUGUUCAGGGCGCUCACGGAGGGGGACACCCAGCUGAACUGGAACAUCGUCUCCUUCCCUGUGGCAGAGGAGCUCUCACACCAUGAAAAUUUAGUUUCCUUUUUAGAAACUGUGAACCAGCCACACCACCAAAAUGUGUCUGUUCCCAGCAACAAUGUUCAUGCCCCUUAUCCCAGCGACAAAGAGCACAUGUGCACUGUGGUUUACUUUGAUGACUGCAUGUCCAUACAUCAGUGUAAAAUAUCCUGUGAGUCCAUGGGAGCAUCCAAAUACCGCUGGUUUCAUAACGCCUGCUGUGAGUGCAUCGGUCCAGAGUGUAUUGACUAUGGCAGUAAGACUGUCAAGUGUAUGAACUGCAUGUUCUAAAGAAGGAGAAGGAAUGCAAACCAAAGCAAUUUAGUUACUAGGAGGACAUGGAAAUUACUCAGUAAGUCAUGAAGUGUGCAGAAGUCAUGAGUCAAGUAUGCUAAGAACAUGCUAAAUUAUGUUAUUGUAACUGUACCUUUUCUGUUUGUUGCCUGGUAGUGUAUGUCUUUUCCAUGGGAACAGUAGAACUCUAGUCCUCUGAGAAUCGGGUCCAGAGGAGUUGUGGAAGAGCUGUAGUUGUGACAGAAGGCCUGGUGCCUGUGGUUUUGAAAGUGGUAGAGAAGACGGGUACCAGGAGCUGCGGCUUUCUCCUGCCAGUCUCAAGUCCACCAGGUCUCUGUCCUUAUGCCUCUCCUAACCGUGCCUUGGAUUGCUUAUCUGUUUUAUAUAAAGAGAGUAAACAUUGCAGUAUAGAAUUCUAACAGCUCACAUUCAAGCCACUGUAAAAGUUUAAUUUCAAACCAUCUUACAUUGGUUUUAGAAAGUAAAUAUUUGCUAUAUUUUACAACAGAAAACUUUUCCCUAGGGCCAGUGAGCUGACUCUUGGUAAAAAGUGUUUGCUGCCAUGCCUAAUGACCUGAGCUUGAUCCCUAGCCUGAGAGCCCGAACAGUGGAAGGAGAGAACCAGCUGACCUCCAUACAUGCACAGUGACACGCAUGCAUGUGCCCUUGUGUGUGCGCGCGAGCACACACACACACACACACACACACACACACAGAAAGUAAAUGUUUAAAAGAACUUUAAACCUCUCAUGUGGUGAGAUCUGUCCUACGGCACUCAUGCCAACAGUGACUUAGCCAUGGUCUUGCUCCCGACCCACAGUGCUGAUGGGUUUGAUGUAUAGGCAGUUGAAUCCUCUCUGCCAAGAAUUGCAGCACACCCUUGAAACUCCACUAAACGCACUGUGAGGAUCUGGGUGCAGAAGCCAGGAAAAGAGCAGCCAGGCUGUAUGUAGGUCAUGUGAUGCCACACCAGGCACCAGGAAGCAGCUGUCCUUUUCCAGCUGCACGAAAGAGGUGAGAGUGAGGUGCACCAGGAGAAGGGUCGGGCUCGGCACCAGCAAACCAGCCAGCUUCUCCAGCACACAGAACCGCAGGCUUGAUACCAGCAAACCAGCCAGCUUCUCCAGCACAUGAGGUUGCAGAGGGUUGAAGAGGAAUUUACAGAUGUGAACAGAGAAGGGCGAGAUUGUUGGGAACUCUUAUAAAACCAUUUGUAGUCACUGUUUUUGUUACUUUGUAAUGUCUGUAUUUGUUUCUGGAUAUCUGAAUCUAAUAUUCUUAUUAAAUAAGCAUCAUAUUUUGGAAGCUGUAUUUCUGAAAGUAGAAGGGGAAAUCUGUUUAAUAUGUUUAUUCCUAGCAUAUUACAGAAUUAUCUAAUUAGCUUCUUAUGUAGUGUUUCCCUAGAGACAAGCUGAAAUACUACAUACCUUUCAUAGAAAUAAAAUCCUCACUUUCAAGCAUGAAUCUAAAACAAAUAUUUAAAAUAUACAGGCUUGUUUUAAUGAAAUUGCUAUUUUUGCUAGUGCGGAUCUGAAUUAAAAGUAACUUUUUAGAAAUACUCUUUGUAUGUCUAUAUAUUUUAGUACAUAAAAUAGAAAAUGCUCUUAAACACAUUUUGCAUUCUUAUUUGAAUAGUAGUUAGAUACAAGAUUGUGAUAUUACGGCUACCCACUAUAAAAUCUGUUCUUUCCCAUAGCUGAAGAAUAGUCAAGGUCCUCAGCCUUCUAACAUCACGGUGUCCUCUCUCACUCUCACAGCAGUGCCUCUGUUUCAGCCUUGGGAACAUCUUAGCUCCUUUCGUAACUCCGACACCGCCCGGGGUUUUGAAGGACUGCAGCUUGCUGCUCCAUUUCAUCUUCCUAAUUGUCAAGAAAUUCAUGCCUGUGAAUGGGAAUGCUUUGAUGGUUGCAGGCAGUUUGCCUUCAAGUUUUCUUUUUUUGUUUGUUUGUUGUUUUUGUUUUGUUUUGAAACAGGGUCUCUAUGCAGCCCUGGCUGGCCUGGAACUUGCUACACAGACCAGACUGACUAUCCUCAUAUUUUUUAAUGGUGGCCACAAGCAUUGUUAACAUAUAUCGUUACCUUUUUUUUAAUCUUUUUGUUAUCACAUUUUAAAAUGUCGUAUGUCUUUUUUACCCCAUACAUUUCUCUGCGAACAGUUUCUUAAACCAAUUGCUUUACUGUUUUUUAUUGCCCUGUUUUUCCCAUUAGAAUUGAUCCCACAGAUAAGUUUUAUGUUCCUAUUUUGUGUAUUUCUCCUGAUUUGCCAAGGCCUUGAGGAAAAAGCAGCAUUCGGCCGACAGGUUUUAGUUUUAGAGCCGGGGGGUCGUGCACACUCUUGUGGUCCCACACUUGAGAGGCUGAACAAGGGGACUUCAGGAUCACAGGACACACAGCAAGACACUGUCUCAGAGCAGCAAAGAAUGAAAUUAAACAUUUAAGAAGCUAAUAGCCUCGCUAGUACCUUCUACACCAUUGUAGCAUGUUCACUUCCGUAUUGAAAAUUUGGUAAUAGUUUGUUUCUUUUUAUAGUUUCUAUAGUUUGCCUUUAUUAUAGCCAGAUCAGAAAACACUAGAUUUUAAGGGCUGGGUUGAAGCCCAGUGAUGGAACUCUUGCUUAUCAUGGGUGUAGCCCUGGGUUUCCUCCUGGGUACCAACAAGAAACAAAACACUAGGUUGUGAAUCAGAGGGUAUUAUUAAAUCCAUACAUACACACACUUUCCUGUAGCAAGACAUGGGCUUAUGGGCAGGUUUUUGUCUUGAGUUUCUCCCAUAACAUUUAAUUAUGACUGUAACUAUUUGUAAUUAUGGUACAAAAGCAAAGUGGUGAUUCAAGUAAAAUGUGGUGUUUGUUUACACAGAUGCUGUGAAAGGGGUCUUCACACCAAAGGAAAACUUUUUGGUUUUUCAAGACAGGGUUUCUCUGUAUAGCCUUAACUGUCCUAGAACUCACUCUGUAGACCAGGCUGGCCUCAAACUCACAAAGAUCCACCAUCUCUCCCUUCCAAAUACUGGAAUUAAAGGCGUGUGCCACCACUGCCUGGCCAAAGUAUAAGUUCUAAAGUUUCAGAAAAUAGGAUUGUCAUUAGGAUAUUUGAACAAGUAUUUGUAAAUCAAAAAACCUUCAAAAUAGAGAAACUAAAGCUUCUCUGGAAAACAAGGUUUCUGUUAGAACUGGGCACAGUUGGAAGGUUUGUACUUAGCGUCUUUCAAGACUUUAAAUUCUUUUGUUCAUUCCCAAGAGUCUGUUUCUUGCGUUUGGCAUGAUCUACAACAUAUGUAAUAGUGUAUAUUCUCAUUGGUUGUCUCUGUAAUCAAAAAAGUAUUUUAAUAAAAAAUAGAAAUGAA